Messenger RNA from Odobenus rosmarus divergens (Pacific walrus), 432 nucleotides. It is a transcript of the gene INAFM1, whose product is annotated as proline rich 24. The transcript has a single exon. Lineage: Eukaryota; Metazoa; Chordata; Mammalia; Carnivora; Odobenidae. Bases 1 to 432 code for a protein of 143 amino acids. The record is from RefSeq and is a predicted model, not a curated record.
AUGCGGGGCACGAGCUGCGUGGGCGGCGGCGGCGAGAGCCCGGGUGGCGCCGGGCUGAGCGAAGGCCCGGGGGGCCGCUGGCUGCGCCUCGCCCCGGUCUGCGCCUACUUCCUCUGCGUUUCGUUGGCCGCCGUGCUGCUCGCCGUCUACUACGGGCUCAUCUGGGUUCCCACGCGGCCCCCCGCGGGCCCCGCCGGCCCGCCGCCCAGCGCGCCGUCCCCUCCGUGCGCCGCCCGUCCGGGCGCGCCGCCUGCCCCGGCGCCCGCCGCUGCCUCGGUCUCCUGCCUCCUGGGAGCCCCCGGCGGGCCGCGACCCCAGCUCGAGCUGCCGCGCAGCCGCCGCCGCCGCCGCCACAGCGACCCCAGCAGCCGCCCGACCCGCCAGACAGUCAGAGAGACGCCGGAGGCCGCGGGGGGGCGAGGACCCGGGUAA